AUGUCCCUGCGGUGGGCCAGUGCCGCCAGGCGGUUCGCCGUCCCUCGUUCAUUCAUCAGACCCGCGCAGUUCGUCCGGUGGCAGAGCUCCACGGCUGGCAACCACAAUGAGCUCGCAGAGCACUUGCAGACCACAGAUCCCGAGAUUUACAAGAUAAUACAGAAUGAGAAACGCCGUCAGAAGCACUUCAUCAACCUCAUCCCGUCAGAGAACUUCACUAGCCAGGCAGUUCUUGAUGCCCUAGGCAGUGUUAUGCAGAAUAAGUACUCGGAGGGUUACCCCGGAGCAAGAUACUACGGCGGCAACGAGUUUAUCGACCAGGCCGAACGCCUCUGCCAGGAACGAGCCCUUCAGACCUUCUCCUUGAACACCGAAGAAUGGGGUGUCAAUGUCCAGGCCCUCUCCGGCUCUCCGGCAAACCUCUGUGCCUACUCGGCCGUGCUCAAUGUCCACGACCGUCUCAUGGGCCUUGACCUUCCCCACGGUGGUCAUCUCUCGCACGGAUACCAGACGCCCACCAAAAAGAUCUCCGCCAUCUCAAAGUACUUCGAGACCGUCCCUUACCGCCUCGAUGAAUCCACCGGCCUCAUCGACUACAACAAGCUCGCCGAGCUCGCCCUUGUCUACCGCCCCAAGCUGAUUGUCGCAGGAACCUCCGCCUACAGCAGACUAAUUGACUACCCUCGCAUGCGCCAGAUCGCAGACAGCGUCAAUGCCUACCUACUCGCAGACAUGGCCCAUAUCUCAGGCCUGGUCGCCGCCUCCGUCAUCCCCUCUCCCUUCGCCCACGCCGACAUCGUUACCACCACCACCCACAAAUCCCUCCGCGGUCCCCGUGGCGCCAUGAUCUUCUUCCGUAAGGGCCUCCGCCGUACCGACUCCAAGGGCAACAAGGAACUCUACGACCUCGAGAACCCCAUCAAUGCCUCUGUCUUCCCAGGUCACCAGGGCGGUCCACACAACCACACCAUCACCGCCCUUGCAGUAGCCCUUAAGCAGGCCCAAUCCCCCGCCUUCAAAGAAUACCAGACCAAUGUCCUCCGCAACGCUCAAGCUCUCGCCGCCAGACUCGGCAACCCCACCUCCGCCGGCGGUCUAGGCUACAACAUCGUCUCCGGCGGCACAGACAACCACCUUGUUCUCGUCGACCUUAAGAACCGAGGCGUUGACGGCGCUCGCGUUGAACGUGUUCUUGAGCUCUGCGGUGUCGCAAGUAACAAGAACACUGUCCCAGGAGAUAAAUCCGCCCUUAAACCCGGCGGUCUCCGCAUGGGUACUCCCGCCAUGACCUCCCGCGGUUUCGCCGAGGAGGACUUUGCUCGUGUGGCUGAUAUCGUUGAUCGGGCUGUCACUAUUACCCAGAAGCUUGACAAAGCUGCUCGUGCUCAUGCCGAGGAGAACAAGCGUAAGAACCCCGGCAGUCUCAAGGCUUUCCAUGACUUCUUGGGCGAAGGUGAGGAGGUUUCGGAGAUUGUUCAGCUCAGGCAGGAAGUUGAGGACUGGGUGGGAACGUUCAGUCUGCCAUGGACCGAUGCCGAGUAA
Trichophyton rubrum CBS 118892 is the source of this 1542-nucleotide messenger RNA. RefSeq lists its product as uncharacterized. Gene Ontology annotation, biological process: tetrahydrofolate interconversion; folic acid metabolic process; L-serine catabolic process. Gene Ontology annotation, cellular component: cytoplasm. Gene Ontology annotation, molecular function: glycine hydroxymethyltransferase activity; pyridoxal phosphate binding; cobalt ion binding. Bases 1 to 1542 code for a protein of 513 amino acids. The transcript is spliced from 5 exons. Lineage: Eukaryota; Fungi; Ascomycota; Eurotiomycetes; Onygenales; Arthrodermataceae. The record is from RefSeq and is a predicted model, not a curated record.